AUGAAACUUUCCAUCCUCGCCCUUUCCGCCUCGGCUUCUUCCGUCGGCCGCGUUCGUCGCCAAAUCGACCAGGGCCCACGACGAUACAGUCAGCUCAUGGACCAGAUGACGGCAUACAAUGAGAACUUUGACGAGCGGGACUACUGGACUUACGGAUGCCACUGUUUCUUCCUUGGUGAUCGACCAAUGACUCAAAUGGGCAAGGGCGCACCUGUCGAUGCCCUUGACUCUGUCUGCAAGCAGUACAAAGAGUGCCUCAAGUGCGCUCGAGAAGAGUUCGGAGAAAUGUGCAUUGGUGAAUUCGUUUCAUACGGUCUCAAGUUGAAGAACGGACCAACAUGCACCGACUCUGCCGGUACUUGCGGACGAUCUCUUUGCGAAUGCGACAAGCGAUUUGCUCAACAACACGUCGAGGCGACGCCGGUAUUCAACCAGAACUACCACCAGUUCUGGACCAAGACUGGAUUCGAUGUUGACGAAAACUGCGUUCCAAGCGGCAAUGGUCCCAGCGAACCCCAGUGCUGUGGAAAAUCUGAUUCAUUCUCCGUGAUCUACAACUCCUUGAACAAGCAAUGCUGCGAUGGAAGUGUCAAGACAAUCGGAUCUUGCUAA
Molecule: messenger RNA, 612 nt
Organism: Oikopleura dioica
Lineage: Eukaryota; Metazoa; Chordata; Appendicularia; Copelata; Oikopleuridae
Source: the annotation of a GenBank genome assembly